Molecule: messenger RNA, 2092 nt
Organism: Octopus bimaculoides (California two-spot octopus)
Lineage: Eukaryota; Metazoa; Mollusca; Cephalopoda; Octopoda; Octopodidae
Product: MKRN2 opposite strand protein
Source: RefSeq, a predicted model, not a curated record
UUACUCUAUUGCUUCUCACCUGUAAUUAAUUAACAUUAGUAACAGGUGUCUCACUAUUAUUAAAUUUCAUUCUUUUUCCUCAUUUUGUUCUUACAAAGAUUUUCCAUGGAUAAUGAAGAAGACUUUGACAUAAUUCGUUGUUUCCAACACUGUUCGAAUAAAACAAAUAUAUUUUAUUGUCGUCAAUUACCAACAACAUGUCCACUCUGUAGCGGUGAUGUUAUCAACAGCGACAGUCUUCUACCUCCCUAUCGUAUCGAAUCCCCUUUUAUAGAUGCUGUCCGUUUGCCUUUUGCUGUCGUCGUUAAACCUACCCAGGGUACAUUUCUUCAGGAUUACCAGAAUGCUGCCAACCUCCAUAUCGGUGUGACGAACUCACAAGGUGUUGUAUAUGAAUACGAUGAAAACGGCAUCACAAUCGGGUCGAUCUCCUGGACAUGCUGUAUUGCUGUUUCUUUCAGUGACCUGUUGACCAACAGACUCUUCGAAACAGAAUGGGAUGGUCAGCUUGCCCGAUAUUCACAAGACCUCACCUGGGUACCACAAAGAUAUCAUGAAGAAGACCAUAACUGCUUCAGUUUUGUAACGAGUUUCCUGAAAUUAAACGGCGUUUUGCCAGCCGAUGUUUCAAAACAACAUUUCCUCACACAGUUCCUAAUUAAACAUACGACCAAAGGCAGCAAAUACAUCUCCUUGUACCGACAAAUUGUAACUGAAGGAUACUUAUGCCAACCAGCACAAGCAAUCUGAACCAAGGUCACAGGUGUCUGUUAUUGUCUUCUCAUUGGUUGCAUUGUUCUCCCCCCCCCCCAACAGAGCAGGGUCCUAGUUGCUUGUAUGAGUGUGUGUCAUCAUCAUCAUUUAACGUCUGUUUUCCAUGCUGGAAUGGGUUGGAUGGUUCAACAGGAAUUGGCAAGUCAGAAGACUGCACCAAUCCCUCUCGUCUACUUUGGUAUGGCUUCUAUGGCUCUGACCUUCCUAAUGCCAACCACUUUACAGAGUGGACUGGGUGCUUUUUAUGUGGCACCAGCAGUAGAGAGGUCACCAACCCCUUAACUGAGAUGAGGGAGUAGUAUUGGGGGACUGAGAAAGGAGUUUUGCAUUAGAGGGGAAACAAGGUACAUGGAGCUGUAUGAAGUGGAGCAGGGAUUGGAGAGGGUGAGUGGGUGGAUAAGCUUAUGAGAUUACAAAAGGAGAGCGGGAGAGCAUGUAAUGAGCAGGUAUGGGUAAAGGGAGGGGAUCCAGUGGGAGGACAUAUUGUACAUAAAUAUACUGGGAUGCAACAAUUAAGGCCUGCUGUUUGGGGUUGGUGAUUUGGGUUGACUGGAAUUUCAACCUGUUUUGGUGACAUUCUGGUUCUGGUGGUGGCAAACACACACAAACGCAUGCACUCACACCUAUACUUAUGAAGACAGAGUGACUAGGAUUAGGGUCCUACCAGCCUAGUCUGUGACUCUUCUUAAAAGGGGACACUGAAAACUAGUCUUGAUAUUGUGUCAUUGUUUGCACCCAUGUCACAUUCAGUGUCUUGUCCACUCUGCCCUGUGUCCCAAGGGAAUACCCAUAUUCACAUGACACGGAAGUGCAAUUACAGAUUUCACCCUUGCCCAGGUAUUCACUGAGGACCCCAAACCUGAAGCUCUUAGCAAAGCAAUGAGGGAACAAACAGACUGUAAAAUGACCCCUUCAUCUCCUCUUUAGGAUAUUAUUUCUACAGCAAUAACAAGUAAUGUGCAUUUAAGGCCAUUUCCCUGCUGGCCGUCUUCUCCAUUCGCCCUUUCCUCUCUCUCCACUCACUAACCCGCUUACUCUUCUUUCCUCCCCUACCAUCUUCAGCCAUGUCUUUCUUACUUUUCUCCUAUUUCUUUCCACGUUGAUUUCCGUUACCCCUUCCAUCUUUUCUCAACACACGAUUCAACCGUUCCAUCUCAUUUCUCUUCGCUGUAUUCUUGAUUGCCUCUGUAUCCAUAAUUCUCAGCAGCCGUUCUACAGCAAAUGACGUAUUUUUUAUCUACCAAUUAACCCAUGUAAUAAUAACUUUAAUAUUUUAUUUUAAAUUUCAUUCAAAAUAAAUAAAUUUUUAAAUAAAUCA